AUGAGCAAACAAGAAGAUGUAAUCGCCACUAAACCCUGGAUCUCCAUCGCCACUGAACCCUCGAUAUGGGUAUCCAAGACCCUAGCUAAAACCUUAGCUCAAAAGAACCCUCGAUCUCGAUCUCCAUCGCCACUGAACCCUUCACAAACCUACAUAGCAAUAUGGGUAAUGCUUGGCCUUUGCUCAUUUCGAACACUUCCUCUCUCUCUCUUUGCCCAAUUCAUCGACCCCACCAUGGUCCACCUCCAAAACGACCUCAGUUACAAGUCCCAUCUCACCAUUUUCAUCUCUGACUUCGUUGUUGACUCGGAAUUUGGAGAGAAGAAAGCGAAAUUUGGUCUGGGUAUUGUUAUGGCACUGGAGAUGCUGUGGUGGUUCUCUGGUUGGCGGUGUUGUGGUAGAAGAAGAGAGUGGAGUUGGCAGUGGUUGUGGGUUUGCCGAAUAGGUACUGAACAUGAAAAGUUCGGUUUUGAUUUUGGAACUUUACGCCCCAUGAAGUACAAACAAAUAGCAGAGUUGCUCGGCACAAGCUUCGUACAAGAAUUUUCAAGGAAAUCAGAGAAGAGUACAAGCCUACAGGGAGCUUACCGUUUGUUUCUAUUAGAGUCGUGA
Molecule: messenger RNA, 612 nt
Organism: Ilex paraguariensis (yerba mate)
Lineage: Eukaryota; Viridiplantae; Streptophyta; Magnoliopsida; Aquifoliales; Aquifoliaceae
Source: the annotation of a GenBank genome assembly